Messenger RNA from Nematocida ausubeli, 1248 nucleotides. RefSeq lists its product as uncharacterized. Bases 1 to 1248 code for a protein of 415 amino acids. The record is from RefSeq and is a predicted model, not a curated record. Gene Ontology annotation, biological process: protein refolding. The transcript has a single exon. Lineage: Eukaryota; Fungi; Microsporidia. Gene Ontology annotation, molecular function: Hsp70 protein binding. Gene Ontology annotation, cellular component: cytoplasm.
AUGGAUGUUAAAGGAUACUACAGAAUGCUAGGCAUAGACCCAAAUGCAUCUGAAGGAGAAAUAAAGGCUGCGUACAGAAAACUUGCCAAAAAGUACCACUCAGAUGGGCAGACCGUGGCAAGUGCCAUGAAGGCGUGCAAAACCGACAAAGAGCGAGAGGAGCUAAAGAAGAGCAUGGACGCCAAGUUUUCCGAGAUAACGGGGGCAUACGAAGUACUGUCUGUGAAGGAGAAGAAAGACCUGUACGACAGAGGAGUCGAUCCAAACGAGCAGGGAGGCGGCUUUGGAGGCUUCAGCGGCUUUGGAGAUGGUGACUCCUUCUUCUCUUCAUUCUUCGGCGGAUCAAUGGGAUCUAUGUUCGGCGGAGAAAGAAGAAGCCAGAAAAACACCCCAAAGAUAGAGAAGGUGACCAUUACACUUGCAGACGUUCUGACAGGCCUAAAGAUAAGCAGGAAAAUCACCCGAAAGAUCGUGUGUGCUCCAUGCAAGUCCACAGGAUCAAUGAACACAAAAACAUGCAGUCGGUGCCGCGGAGCAGGUGCAUACGCAGAAAUCACCAACAUGGGAGGAAUGCGUCUGCAGAGAGAGGUUAUGUGCAGCUCCUGCAAUGGGCAUGGAAUAACUAAAUCAGGCCCUAGCUGUUCAUCGUGCGCAGGAAAUGGAUACCUUAAGAAGUCAGAGAACAUUGAAAUAUCAAUACCAGCAGGUGUGGUAGAUGGGUACAAGAUGGCAUACAAGGGAAUGGGAGACGAGGCAAGCGGCUUGGCCACAGGCGACUUAGUUGUUGAGGUUAGCGUUAAGGAGGAUGAAACCUUCGCCAGACUUGCGCCAGAGCACUUAUUCGCUGAGAUUGAUGUUCCGCUUGCAGAUCUUCUUACAAUGAAGCCAAUUAGGCUUGUCACAAUAGAUAAAAGAGAGAUUACAAUUGGAUAUCCAUCUUUGCAGAGCGUGGACAUAGGAGAGGACUACCUGCGUGUAGAUAGAGAAGGACUACCCAUGAAGAAUGGCGGAAAGGGUUCGCUUUUUGUGCGAAUCAUUCCAACAUUCACAUCAUUGAGCAAGACAAAGGAGCUAGGAAUGGAGCUAAUCAACCACGCAGCAACAGCGCAGCUCGCUACGUACAAGGGAAUCUUCAUUUCUAAGCACAAGAUAAACGAGUGGUACAAUGAGCAGCAGCACAGCUCCAGCCGCCAUUCUCACUCUCACUCGCACCGCGAAGACACAGGGCAGACAUGCCAAACCAUAUAG